CUGCUUACAAGGUGGUCGGAAUUCCACAUGCCUUGAUGGUUUGGGCUCUCGAUAUCAUGCCUGGGUUACUUAAUCUGUGUGGACGAAAGAUAGAAAGUAAAGGCUGGCAGCCUCAUAUGCUUUGUGUAUCAUGCACGAAAUCUCCUCCAUACCCCCAUAUUAUUGGGGCGUUGGAAGAUAAUGAUGUUCAUGCCCGUUCGGAUAUAAUGUGGCAAAAAGGUGAUGGAGAUCAGUUAAUAAUGCUUGGCUUGGAGGAAGGUACCUCCGAGUCAAGUUCUUUUAUCUGGAUAGAGGAAGAAAGACACGAAUACCACGGAAAAGAAUACUCUCCGAGGAAGAAAGACACCAAUACUACGGUGAAGGGUUUUCAUGAAGUCCCAGAAAUGGCAACUGUCUUUUCGUCUAAAAAGAGAAAGACAAGUACAGAAAAGUCUCGCCCUUAUAAAGGAAAUGGAAUUGGUAAUAAUGAACCUGAACAUUUUCCUUCAUCAGAACCAAUGACUAUACCUGCCAUCCCUAUCCUCCACACUAGUGUGAAGAACUCGCAUGACAAGGAUGUACGCAUAGGGAAUAUGUCAUCUUGUUCUGGACCAGAAACUAGGGGAAUUGAAUCACUUGAAGUGGGUGAGCUCGUUGAGGAAUCUGCAGAUGCUACAAUGAAAAUGUCCUCUUGUAAAGGCUUGACUAAUGAUUCUACCUUGUUAAAUAUUUUGGCUUCCAUAGAUGUCUUUCCUUCCCCCCCAGGGUUUGCAAGCGCAUCAUCCCAAGAGAGAGUGGAAGGAUUUGAAUAUGUGGACAACUUCAAGAUCCCAGAAGAGCAUGUAAUUUUGUAUAAGAAGAUCUAUGAAAAACAUGGGCAUAUGGCGACUAAAAAAGUCAUCAAGUUCAAUGAUGCUAUGUUACUCACAUGUGUGACCAGUUUAUUGAAGAUUAUCUCGGCAAUGGAAAAUGUGCGAGGUUCUGAAUUUAGUGAACCGGUGCUGGAGAGAUGGGAAGGAUUCAUCAAAGAUGCUGAGGCCUUGGAGUUUAAUAUUAAGUGGCUUCGCGAAGGACUCGAUCGGCUUAGGAACCACUGGAGGUCUUCAUUUGAGAUAGAUAAAGAAGUUGAAAGCCAUUCACAAGUAUUGGAUGCAAUGCAAGUUAAAUAUGUUCACCUCUCAACAAGAGAAGACGAGCUAAAUGCAGAACUUUCAGAGGUAAAAAUUCAGAAAAGGGAAGUUGAGGCAACUAUUUCGUCCGAGCGAGAAGCUAUUCAAGAAAAGGUGACUGAGAAAAACAAAUUUAGGUGUGAACCUGUUCUAGGGUCAGUUCUUAGCUGAGUUUGAAUACUUACUUCAUGGUUAUGAUGUGAUAAAAAGAGCAGUUUUAUGAGCCAGAGAAAGUGACAUCAGUAUUUUGUUAAUCAGUGAUGUACAGUCUCAGUCUGUCUUGUAAA
Papaver somniferum (opium poppy) is the source of this 1435-nucleotide messenger RNA. RefSeq lists its product as uncharacterized. The transcript has 6 exons. Lineage: Eukaryota; Viridiplantae; Streptophyta; Magnoliopsida; Ranunculales; Papaveraceae. The record is from RefSeq and is a predicted model, not a curated record. Bases 36 to 1319 code for a protein of 427 amino acids.